AUGGCCUGGUUCCCUCACGAACAGGGUGAACCAGAGGAGAUCGCAAAGGAGAAGUGCCGCCUUGCAGCCCUUCAAGUCAAGGGUCCAGUUUUUGUCGAGGACACAUGCCUUUGCUUCAAUGCCUACAAGGGGCUACCUGGUCCUUAUGUCAAAUGGUUUCUGGAGAAGCUGGGGCACGAUGGUUUAAACCGAAUGCUGCACGGCUUUGAUGACAAGACAGGGUAUGCCCUGUGCACCUUUGCCUACAGCGACGGACCCGAUGCUGAGCCGCACGUCUUCAUGGGGAGGACAGACGGUACUAUCGUCCCAGCCAGGGGCCCAGCCACGUUUGGGUGGGACCCCAUUUUUCAACCCUCCGGCUUUGACCAGACAUAUGCGGAAAUGGAGAAGGCUGCGAAGAAUGCAAUCUCACACAGGCGGCGGGCUCUGGACAAACUCAGGCAUCACCUCGUCCAGCGCUACGCCACCUGA
Molecule: messenger RNA, 471 nt
Organism: Auxenochlorella protothecoides
Lineage: Eukaryota; Viridiplantae; Chlorophyta; Trebouxiophyceae; Chlorellales; Chlorellaceae
Product: Inosine triphosphate pyrophosphatase
Exons: 4
Coding region: 1-471 (156 amino acids)
Biological process (GO): nucleoside triphosphate catabolic process
Cellular component (GO): cytoplasm
Molecular function (GO): nucleoside triphosphate diphosphatase activity
Source: RefSeq, a predicted model, not a curated record